Messenger RNA from Lathyrus oleraceus (garden pea), 1089 nucleotides. RefSeq lists its product as uncharacterized. The transcript is spliced from 5 exons. The record is from RefSeq and is a predicted model, not a curated record. NCBI's taxonomy places the organism in Eukaryota, Viridiplantae, Streptophyta, Magnoliopsida, Fabales, Fabaceae. Bases 107 to 919 code for a protein of 270 amino acids.
AAGAUUCUGUUAGAUUCAUGUUUGUUUGGUUAUCACUGGAGGCAAAAAAAAUCUCUUCGUUUCGUUCACAUAAAAAUUUCAGAGCUUCGAAAAUCAGAGUCAAAAUAUGAGCAAUUUGAGAACCCUAUGCAAACCUCACACAGUGUUCUCCUUUAUCAAUUGUAGACACCAAUUUCGAUUCAGGGCUUCGUUUUGGAACCCUAAUUCCAAACCCCUUUUGCAAUCUUCUUGGUUGUUUUCUACAUGGCUUGUUACUUCGGGUUCAAGCAGACCCAUGCCACGGUUUCGGCUGAAUCAGAAGAGAACUGUGGCGAAAGCAAUCAAUUGGGAUCAACAAAAGACCCCGUAUGAAACUCUUGAAUUGGAAGGAGAUGAGGACGACGAGAAGAUAAAGAUUGCGUAUAGACGUCUCGCCAAAUUUUAUCAUCCAGAUGUCUAUGAUGGAAGAGGAACACUCGAGGAAGGUGAAACAGCAGAAGCUAGGUUUAUCAAGAUUCAAGCUGCUUAUGAAUUGCUUAUAGAUGCAGAGAGACGAAAACAAUAUGACAUGGAUAAUCUGGUCAACCCUAUGAAGGCAUCUCAAGCAUGGAUGGAGUGGCUUAUGAAAAAACGAAAAGCUUUUAGUCAGCGGGGUGAUAUGGCAAUUGGUGCUUGGGCCGAGCAGCAACAGCGCGAGUUGAAUGUUCGCGUACGUCAACUUUCUCGCUCAAAGAUUGAUCCAGAUGAAGCAAGGAAGAUUUUAGCAAGAGAAAAGAAGGCUUCAGCUGAACAUUUCAGCAGUACCCUUAAAAGGCAGACACUUAUACUGAAGAAGAGAGAUCUAAUGCGAAAAAAGGCCGACGAUGAUAUGAAGAAGACUAUCGGCCAGCUCUUAGCCGCAGAAGGUCUUGAGCUUGAUGACAGUGACGAGAAAUCGUAGCGAACCUGAACUGAGUUUCCAUUUACCUGUUGUUGAUAUGUGAUCCAUUACCAUAAUGUCUCCCUCCAUGGAUCUGAUUAUUCUUUAAUUAUUAAUAUACAUAAGAUAUAUAUGUACAUAUAUUUUGUUACUUUCAUGCUAAAUUGAAUGAGAAAUUAUCUUUUCAGUGA